Molecule: messenger RNA, 2414 nt
Organism: Hydra vulgaris (swiftwater hydra)
Lineage: Eukaryota; Metazoa; Cnidaria; Hydrozoa; Anthoathecata; Hydridae
Product: glycine betaine transporter 1
Biological process (GO): nitrogen compound transport
Cellular component (GO): plasma membrane
Molecular function (GO): transmembrane transporter activity
Source: RefSeq, a predicted model, not a curated record
UUGAUUUUCCAGAACUUUUCUAAUGAAAAACAAAAAUUGACGAAAAUAUGCUACCUCCUAUAGCAAGACCACAAUUAAUUGGAGAACACGUCAGUAAAAAGCUUAGAGUUUAAUUAACUUUGAUAUUGAAAUUUCUUGGAGUUUGCUGUAUCUUCCAAAUGAACGACGAAAAGACUUACUCCGAUGAAAAUGUUGUUGAUCAAAAAAGUAUUGAAGUUAUACGUCAAAAGUAUAUGAACAAAUGUCGAAGUGUGGAAUCAAAGAUUGGUCCGUUUAACUUUUACUUUAACCCAAUCACCAGCAUAGUAUCCGCUGUAAUUAUCUGGACUUUUGUUGGCUACUGCAUUUUUAAACCUAUUGAUGCAAAACUUGAACUGCUUAAAGUGAAAUAUUGGGUUACUAAUAAAUGGACAUGGUUGUACAUCGGAACCAAAGAUGUUUGGGGUCUUUUUAUUAUUUUCCUAUACUUUUCUAAAUACUCAGAGCUCCGACUUGGAUGCAAUGAUGAAAAACCAGAAUAUAGUGAUAGUGCAUAUUUUAUGAUGCUAUUCAGUGCUGGACUUGGUAUCGGUCUUUUUUACUAUGGAGUUGCUGAACCUAUUUACCAUUAUAAACCUGGCCAUUUUGGAAAUCGCUUUUUUCAACGUUAUAGCAACAACGAUGAAGCACAAGAUGCUAUCAAUCUUACAUUUUUUCAUUGGGGAAUCCACAGCUGGAUUGUUUAUGUCAUAAUUGGUUUGUUACUAGGUAUCCUUUCUUACCGUCGUGGUUUGCCUCUUACUAUGCGAACAUGCUUAUAUCCAAUUAUUGGAGAUAAAAUUUUUGGAAUUAUGGGAGAUUUAAUUGACACCUUGUGUAUUAUAUGCACUAUGUUUGGUGUUUGCACGAGUCUUGGGCUAGGAGCAACUCAAUUAAAUAACGGAAUACACCGGAUUAAUCCAAAAAUUAACGAAAGCAUUUCAGUGCAAAUAAUUAUCAUUUGGUGUGUAACAGCUUGUGCAACUCUCUCAGUGGUUAGCGGAGUAAAAUUUGGAAUCCGGAGAUUAUCAGAACUAUGUUUUGGAAUGGGUUCAUUUAUUAUGGCGAUUAUAUUUUUUGCUGAUAACACUUCAUAUCUAUUGAACUUAUUUGUGCAAUCUAUUGGAUAUUAUCUACAAUGGUUAAUUCAAGUUGGGUUUCAUACAGAAGCCUUCGCUCAAUUAGGAAAUGCACCUGACAAAAAAGAAGCUCCUAAAUGGAUUGAUACCUGGACCAUUUUUUAUUGGGGAUGGUGGGUCAGCUGGUCGCCAUUUGUUGGAAUGUUUAUUGCAAAGAUUAGUAGAGGACGCAAAAUCAAAGACUUUAUUUUUUAUACUCUAACGGUUCCGACUAUAUACUCAUUGAUUUGGAUGACUGUGUUUGGAGGAGUUGGUAUACAAUUUGAAAACAAAGCAGAAAACAAAGGGAUGAAUUGUUCUAUGUAUUAUCUACCUAUAAAUAAUACCUUCAAAUAUAAAACUAGACAAAUGGAACUGUUUGGAAUUUAUGGAACAACUAUGCUAUCGUGUCGAGGAACAAGUGACAUGUGGUUUGACGUUAUGAACAUGUAUGGUGAUAUUGGAAUGGCUUUGUCAAUUUUAUCAUUAUUUGCAAUCGUUCUUUAUUUUGUAACAAGUUCUGACAGUGGAUCUUUAGUCAUUGAUUGUUUAUCAGCAAACGGUAGUUUAAACCCUCCAAUUGUCCAAAGAAUCUUUUGGUCUUUGACAGAAGGUGCAACUGCAACUGCGCUUCUUGUAGCUGGAGGUAAAGAUUCCUUAGAGGCUUUGCAAACAGUCUCUGUAGCUUGUGGAUUACCAAUUACUAUAUUCUUAAACUGGGCAUGCGUUUCUUUGUGGAGAGCAUUAAGGGAAGAAGCAGGUGAAAUUGAACUUUUGCAAGGAAGAUGGCAACUAUCUAUGUGGUCAUUAAAUAAUAAACAAAGAGUAUUAAAAUCAAUAAUAUCACUUUUUUUUCCGUGGUAUUAUCUUUCUCGCACUAAAAUGAAGAUUGAAAAUAAGAAAUUAUUGAGAUAUACACUUUUAUACGGCAUUUUAUAUGCUACACCAUUUUAUAUAUCUGCUCUAUUACUACUAGCUGGAUCAAAGUUUAUUGGAAUGAAAUACAUUGCGUAUGCAGUUCUUCUUUUUUUCUGUAUUUUUUGUGGUUUCCUUCGUGGUGAUGUCCGUGAAAGAUAUAACAUUGAAGGAGAUAUGAUCGAAGAUACUUUUUCUUUUGUUCUUGUUUAUCCAAUUGCUAUAAUGCAAAUUCACGAGCAAGUACAGAAUGACUUAGAUGAAGUUAAAGGUCUAGAAAUGCCAACUGCAAAUGGUUCUGAUGAUUAAAUUUCACAACAACCAAUAUCUAGUGAUAACAGAUAAAAAGAAAUUUUAUAGUUA